Molecule: messenger RNA, 3196 nt
Organism: Orbicella faveolata
Lineage: Eukaryota; Metazoa; Cnidaria; Anthozoa; Scleractinia; Merulinidae
Product: serine/threonine-protein kinase Sgk1-like
Biological process (GO): protein phosphorylation
Molecular function (GO): phosphatidylinositol binding; protein serine/threonine kinase activity; ATP binding
Source: RefSeq, a predicted model, not a curated record
CGUUGCAGCCGGACGUGUCACAGAAUCCCCGAUAUAGUCCGUACCGGCGGUUUAGACUGUCUGUGACGCAGGCUAAAAAUAAGUUGUCGACGAAAUGUAAUACUCAGGGUACUACGGCGCGGUGAAGUUUUCCUGAAGAAUCACCACUCUCCCUCCCCCGCUGCAUCCUGAUUCAGUAGGAACCAGUCUCUCUCUUUUUGAACCGAGUAAGGAACUUUUUAUUCACUUCCAGGAUGAGGAGUUGUUUACGGGUUUUCGGCCACAAGGUGUUUGUUGUUCACAAGUGAAGGUUACUACGCGAAAAUCAAUUUCAAAUGAUUUCAUCUUGUGUAAAGUUUCACGAUCAUUCGUGUAGCUGUCAUACGUGAGUUUGUUUAAAUUAUGUCGUUGAAUUGGGCUUAACUACAAAAUUUAAGCUUACCAAAGGUUGGCCGCACGCAAUCGCGCAAAGAACCUUCGACAAAUUUCUUGGAGUUUAAGGACGAAACAUGUCCAAACAGAUUGGAGUAUCUGUGCCGGAUUCUGAGACGUUAAGCUCUGAAAAGUCCAAACGUUUCACGGUGUAUAAAGUUCUUGUAAAGCUUCCUGAUGGUCGAAGUUAUUUCAUCUUCAGGAGAUACAAUGAAUUUUACAACUUGUAUGAAAAGAUAAAGAAAGUCUUCCCUGAGUUGAAUAUAAAGUUACCAGGAAAACGACGUCUGGGCAACAAUUUUGAUCCUGAGUUCAUAAGAAUGAGAAGGGAAGGACUUAAUGAAUUUACAAGCAAGAUAAUCAGCCAUCCCAAUGCCAUUGAACACCCUGAUGUCCGCCUGUUUUUAUCACUGGAUAAUCCAAGGAAUACCCAAGUUUAUGACGAUACUGAACAGUUUGGAGCUGACGAGGCUGAUUUACUGGCCAAGGACAUUGACAAGAUUGAUCUUGGAGAUUCAUACAAUCAAAAGGCAAAGCCAAGUGACUUCCUGUUUCUCAAGGUCAUUGGUAAAGGAAGCUUUGGAAAGGUUUUCCUUGCUAAAAACAAACAAGAAGAUCAAUUCUAUGCUAUCAAGGUUCUAAACAAAGCUGCAAUAAGAAAAAGAAAUGAGGCAAAGCAUAUUAUGGCAGAGAGGAAUGUUUUAUUGAAGAAUGUUAAGCACCCUUUCUUAGUGGGAUUGCAUUACUCAUUUCAGACAAGAGAUAAACUGUACUUUGUUUUGGAUUACGUCAAUGGAGGAGAGUUAUUCUUUCAUUUACAAAAAGAUAGAUCCUUCCCAGAACCAAGGGCUAGAUUCUAUGCUGCAGAAAUAGCCUCAGCAAUUGGAUAUCUCCAUUCCCUUCAAAUAAUCUACAGAGAUUUAAAGCCUGAAAACAUUCUUCUAGAUCAUAAAGGCCACGUAGUUUUAACAGACUUCGGACUUUGCAAGGAAGGAAUAGAACCUUCUGGAACGACGUCAACAUUCUGUGGAACACCAGAGUACUUGGCACCAGAAGUUCUGCGGAAGCAAGAAUACGACAAAACUGUCGACUGGUGGUGCCUUGGUGCUGUCUUAUAUGAGAUGAUGUAUGGUCUGCCGCCAUUUUAUAGUCGGGAUACAGCAGAAAUGUAUGAGAACAUCCUCCAUAAACCACUUCGUCUCAGAACCAACAUAUCUGCUAGUGCAAGAAAUAUCCUUGAAGGACUUCUUCAGAAAGAUCGCUCAAAAAGACUUGGAGUGGGAGAGAAUGACUACGAAGAGAUCAAGAACCAUCCGUUUUUUCGCAGCAUUGACUGGCAAAUGUUAUAUGAUAAGAAAGUCGAGCCACCGUACAAUCCCAAUGUGACAGGUCAGCUUGACUUAAGACAUUUUGAUCCGGAGUUUGUCCGUGAACCAGUACCAGGAUCUGUUGGUAAAUCUGCUGAUUCAGCGUUUUUAAGUGCCAGUGUGGAUGACCCUGAUGAUGCAUUUGUUGGUUUCACUUAUGUUGCUCCAAUGGAAGAAGUCCUGCACGAAUGACUUGUAACAUAAUGUGUAACUUAUUUCUUGCUUUAAGCUAGAUGCACAGUGUAGAACUAUAGUAUAAAGCGCUCUCUUCGAACACAUCACAACACAGUCUACAGUACGGUCCUGCAACAUUGCACUGUAACAAAAAUAAACGCGAGUUAUCACAGACAGAGAAAACGUUAGUCCAGAUAUGGCCCUCAUGCUGUCACGCAAUGCUACGCCUUGCACUCGCUAAAAAUCAGCGUGACAGAGAGAGAGCCAGAACUGGACCAACAAAACGUUUGCAGCGGUCAAACGCAAACAUGUAAUACUACCCUCUAAAGUUCUUUGAAACUUUGCAGCGAAAUUGUGUAAGAAGACGUCAUAAAAAGAGCGGUUGGAAACCAAACUACCAGCCGAUAAACUAAGCGGGUAACAAUUAGCCAUGAAUAUGUGCUGUAUAUGGCUUAUCUAUUCGGUGACUGUUUCAUCGCCUGAGCUGAAAAUGGAGGAUUUCUGAAAGUUUGUCGGGAAUUGCACGUGCGCAGUGCGUUUGACUGCUGUAAAGGGAAAUUGUCUGUUUUCAAAACUGUGGAAAGUCAUUAUCGUGAUUACUAGGUUCAAAUAAUGGCUCGAGGUAAUCAGAAUGAAGGGCAAUAUGGAAACCAGCUGUGACCACUUUUCGUGCUUGGUUCCGAGUUUGAUUUUGACGAUUGCGUUGUUUUGAUGUGCGGUCAAUGAUGGGCCCCCUUUAGUUUUAGUUCAUUAGGGAACGCAACCUGCAAUUGUAGACUUUAGGUAAAAAUGGUCUUAAAACAUUUCAUUUUUACUCUGCAGUGACACACUUUGCUUGCACCAAUUGGUUAUUAAAUAAAACCAAAAGAGUUUUAAGCUUCAGUAAAGUCUUGUAACUUAUAGUUCAUACGUUUGACAAAAUGGUACGAAUUAAUAAUGUGGCAUUUUGAGAGACAUCUGGAAGUUCACCAAAGUUCAGCGAUAUGAUCGACUGAACACCCUAAUUUAUUACGAUUUAUGAUUAAAUCAUUCAAAUUCAUGAAAUGUUCUUAACUUAUUGAUAAUUUUGCUGUGGUUCCAUGGAUCCAUUAGAGCUAUAGAGUUGGAAAGACCGUUGUAUUUAAGUAUUAGACAUUAUUGGAUUAUAUUAAGUUACAGUCAGUCUUUAUCGGUACGUGACAAGGUGCAAAAACUUGAAAUAAAAUUCUCUUUGUAGAGUUAUUAAAAUUCAAUGUUCGUGUCAA